This is a messenger RNA of Camelina sativa (false flax), 878 nucleotides long. Its product is annotated as putative E3 ubiquitin-protein ligase ATL44. The record is from RefSeq and is a predicted model, not a curated record. Lineage: Eukaryota; Viridiplantae; Streptophyta; Magnoliopsida; Brassicales; Brassicaceae.
CUCUAUUAUAACGUGGAUCAAGAUUCUUUCUUAUCUUCAUCACUCCACACAUUUUCUUGUCUUCAAACUCACACAAAGAAAAAGGAAAAAAAAAAAAAAAGAAAAAAACUCCAAAGCUCAAAAAAGAUGACUCGGCCGUCAAGAUUACUCGAGACGGCGGCGCCGCCACCACAACCGUCUCAAGAGAUGAUCGCAGCGGAAUCAGACAUGGUGGUGAUUUUGUCAGCUCUUCUUUGCGCUCUUAUAUGCGUAGCUGGCCUCGCCGCCGUCGUGCGUUGCGCUUGGCUACGGAGGUUCACCGGCGGUGGAGGAGAUUCUUCCCCGUCUCCGAACAAAGGCUUGAAAAAGAAAGCUCUUCAGUCACUACCAAGAUCCACUUUCACCGCCGCGGAAUCUACCUCCGGCGGCGGUGACGACGGAGACACGACGGAAUGUGCUAUUUGUCUCACUGAGUUCGCCGACGGUGAAGAGAUAAGAGUGCUUCCUCUAUGUGGCCAUUCUUUCCACGUGGCUUGUAUAGACAAAUGGCUGGUUUCUAGGUCGUCUUGUCCUUCUUGUCGCCGGAUUCUUACGCCGUUGAGAUGUGACCGGUGUGGUCACGCUUCCACGGCGGGGGUGAAAGAUCAAGCUCAUCGUCAUCAACAUCAACAUCAACAUCAACAUCAUCACCAACACUCUUCUUCUACUACCAUCCCUACGUUUCUUCCUUAACACUAAUUUUUGUUUUUUUUUUUAUCAUGGCAACAAUAACUAGUUGCAUAAUUAUGUGUAAAGUGAGUUAAAAUUAGGAUUAGAGAUCUCUUUUUCUUGUUGUUGUUAAUCCACUGUACUUAAUCAAAUCUCAGAUGGAGUUCAAGUUUCGAGAUGUUUGUUUGUUU